Geodia barretti is the source of this 3409-nucleotide messenger RNA. The record is from the annotation of a GenBank genome assembly. Lineage: Eukaryota; Metazoa; Porifera; Demospongiae; Tetractinellida; Geodiidae.
CGCAUGCGCAUGCCCAAAGCUCUCUUGACCUGGCGUUACCUAUCGCGGACUCGAGUCAAGCUGUGCACGCAGAAAGAUGACUGCGAUCCUGCUCCCUAUCUUGCUAAUGCUCGCUACUUCUACAAGGGCAGCGGCAACUUGCUCUGCUGGAACAACUGCCACUGCUGCCGGCGAAAGGAGAGAUCUUCUAAAUGGAUGGGUGCAUAUAAACAAGAACGAAGUGGCCACUUGUAAUGGAACAGUGUAUGGCUGGAGCUACUGCUUGGAUCCUGUCGAUAAUAGGCAAGCACAAGAGAUACAAAUCGCCAUGUAUCGACUCCAGCCGAAUGGGACUUACAGUCUAGUUGAAGGGAGUUAUCACGAGCUGAAAAUUGAUGAGCAAACGGACUCGUUCACUUGUGAAAAUAUCACGUUACAGGCUUCAGAGCGGUUCACUGUCCGGCAAGGUGACGUGGUGGGAUUCUGUGAAGAAUCUGACACAGUUUGGUACUACAUAAAGGAUGGUAGUUUGCUGCUGCGUUGGAAUGCACGUGGCUGCUCUCAACUAUCAUCAAGCCGUGGACAAAUAUCCGAGCUUCGGAACAGCGAACUUCUCCUUUCAGCUCUCAUUGAGGAAGAGAGUACAGAAGUGGGCGACGAAAGUGGAAGCAGUGGUCUUGGAGGUGGUGCAGUGGCAGGAAUAGUCAUUGCAGUACUGACUGUGUUGUCUGCAAUGGCUGUUGGUGCAGUGGUCGGUGUGUUCGUCUACUACAAGAGAAAACAGGAUAACCAGAAACAAGGAAAGAGCUAUGGAUGUGUAUUCACAUGUGUGCAGGUUGAGCCACAUUCUCCAGAUUCUAUACAAGACUACUACUCCAGCAUCCUAAAUAAGGCAGUUGAAGAGAAUAUUUAUGAGUCUCUAGCUCCCUACCAAGUUCCAGCUGAGAAAGAAGACGAUCUCUACCACCAGAUACAGUCCUACCACAUCAAAACAAUCCCCAGGAAUGAUAUCAAGAUGGUCUCCCACCUGGGAACAGGAGAGUUUGGAACCGUAAGCAAGGGCCAGUGGACCUCAGAGGGGCGAGUGAUGGAGGUGGCAGUGAAGACUCUGACAGACUCGGCCAACACUGUCAAGUUUCUCCAGGAGGCAGCCAUCAUGGCCCAGUUCAGACACCCCAAUGUGACAGCACUCCGCGGUGUUGUCAGCCAAGGAACACCUAAAAUGAUGGUAUUGGAACUCAUGCACAAAGGGGACUUGCAUCACUUUCUCAAUGCCCUCAGCUCAGAAGCAAAUGGACUUGCAAAGCUGCUUUUAAACUUCUCCAAACAUGUAGCCUUGGGACUACAUUACCUUUCAUCUAUAGGCUUUGUACACAGAGAUCUAGCAGCCAGAAAUAUCCUCGUAUCCAAGAACAAUAUCCUUAAGCUGCUAAGAAUUGAUUUUCAGAUUGCAGACUUUGGGAUGUCAAGAGAUGUAUCUGAUGACGACAUAUACGUCUCACAUGGAGGGAUGAUCCCUGUUCGUUGGACUGCAUUAGAAGCACUGCAACACAAGCGAUACUCUACUGCCAGUGAUGUGUGGAGCUAUGGAUGUGUCCUCUACGAGAUAUGGAGUCUUGGACACAAGCCUUUUGAAAGCAGCCAGUUGAAAGGGAUAAUGAAAUUACUGAAGAGUGGCUAUCGUCUUCCCCCUCCACCUGGAUGCCCUAAAACCGUCUACCGCCUCAUGAUUGAAUGCUGGCACCCAGAUUCAUCGAGCAGACCUCAACCAAGGGAUGUGUUGAAGGGUCUUCUGGGGAAUGUUGAGCAGGUACUGGCUGUACCUCCUGAAGAUGUGCCAGCUGACAGCCAGGCUGCUGUCCUGGGAGCUCCUCUGGACAGAGCCUCUCAUCUCUACCAAGACCUUCAGAACACGUAUAUAAGCAGAACAAUCAGCCCUGUAGUGUCCCAGACUUGCCCCAGCUACACGGCUGGCUACACUGAGACCCAGGCCAUCCAACCAUCGUCCAAUGGUAGGCUCUACGUCAAUGAGCUUCCCUCGUCUCUCAGGGCCCAGUGCAGCGGCACUGUUUAUCGAUGGUAUUAUUGCUACUACCCCGUUCAGAGACAGAACGACCUGGAAGUAGCAUUUGGGGCAUUUCGAGCGACGACUGACGACGACGGUGAUGUAGAUCGCUACUACCUCCGCACUGGUAGCUACUACUUCCUACACUUGGACGCAAGGGAGAACAGUUUCACGUGUGGCUCGGUCGACCUGGACGAGCAAGACUAUUUCCAGAUCUACGAAAAUGACAGAGUCGGUGCUUGCAUGAGAAACGGCAACAAUGAGUUCCUAGACAUUCUAGCUGAGAGUGCCCCCAAUAAUUACAGAGUGGGCAGGUGGGGCAGUAGCUCUGGCUCAUGCCAGGAGAGCGACAUGUCUCAGUCUACAGAAGAGCCAGACACUGAUCGACAAUUUAUACUCCACCUCUACGUGGACAUAAAUAUUGACGAGUGUGCUCUGGGUGUGGACAACUGUCACGAUACUCUUGCCUACUGCACUGAUGUGGUUGGAGGAGAGGAGAGUUUCAACUGCGCCUGUAUUGCUGGCUACACUGGUGAUGGUGUCACAUGCAACAGCAUAGAUGAGUGUCUGUUAAGGUUGGAUGCAUGUGUGAAGAAUGCAAAUUGCUUAGAUACUGAGGGCAGCUAUGAGUGCAUUUGUUCCAGUGGAUAUAGUGGAGAUGGUCUGGUCAAUUGCGAGAACGUCAAUGAGUGUACUGAGGAUACCCACAUGUGCGAUGACGUAGCUAUGUGCUCAGACACAGUGGGCAGCUAUAUCUGCACCUGCAUCACUGGAUAUACUGGCACAGGAUUCACCUGCAAUGAUGUCAAUGAGUGUGGCAUUGGCACUGCCAUUUGUAGUGAGAAUGCAGAUUGUACUAAUACUGAUGGUAGCUACACUUGUUUGUGUCUACCAGGAUUAACUGGAGAUGGAGAAGUUUGUGUUGACGUCGAUGAAUGUUUAGACAGCAAGGUAUGUCACUCUGAUGCAAGCUGCAACAACGUCUAUCGCGGAUACACAUGUCAGUGCAAUGCUGGCUAUAGUGGUGAUGGAAUCAACUGCUUUGAUAUCAAUGAGUGUAUGGGUGAAAAUCCCUGCCAUCCUAAUGCUGAAUGCAACAACACGGCUGGAAACUACACCUGUCAGUGUGCAUCAGGCUUUUUUGGAGAUGGAACAACCUGUGAAGCUGUUGAAGAGGAAUCAGAAGAAUCCCAGAGCCAAUUUAGUGUCGUAGCAAUAGUUCUGAGUGUGCUGGGAUGUCUCCUGUUGUUAACUCUCAUAAUUAUUUUGGUAUUCUACGUCAUUGUAAGGAUCACCAAACUACUCCCUGUCUACUGGAAGCGAAACAUGAGGAGUGGAAUCGGUAAGCUGUGUGUAGUAUAAUAA